GCAUUGGCUCCCCCUCCAAGCCGUAACAAGCGAACGAGAACUCAAGCGAAAGCUAACUGGCCCGAACAACGCAUCGACUCCUAGCCAUGACAAGCGAAAGAGAUCAACAAGCUCUGCUCCAAGCCCUCAGAAGCGAAGAGAAAGACGAAAGCGUACAAAACCCAAAAAACAUUCGUAAAACUAAUAAAUCACAAAAAAAUAACUCUCUCGAAAUGAUGUCGUAUGCUACUACCCCCCAAACUUCUUCCCUUUUAGAACCCUGGGCCGAUCUCCUCGACGACGCUAUCCUCCAAGACCAGCUUGAACGCCAGCCCGCGACACUUGCUCCCAAGAUCCCGACCAUGGACGACCUUGAAGAAACUCUCGAUCUGGACGCCAUCCUUAACGCCCAACCCCGGAAACCUGAAGACGACACUGGAAGCAAGGCCCUUCUCUGGACACUGGAAGAUCUCAAGCGACACUUUACGACCAUUGUAGAACGAGAGGACCGCCAAAUUCGAAACGCCAACCGUACAUGGACUUCCCGGACAAAUGGAGCACUCACGCAGGAUAACCGAUCGAAGAUGAUAGCACUAAUCAACGACCUUAGCGCCGGGUUUUCCCUGUGCUAUUUGUCUCCUGAAUUGGUCUAUCACCUUGCCGUCACUUACCUCGAUUUGUAUUUCAGGGCAAUGACACCGACUCCUGGGCAACACACGAUCUACUCGGAGAAGACUAUCGCCAUCGCACUGUUCGCCGUCGCCUUCAGCAUGGAAUCAGAAGUGGAUCCCUCCCUCCAACAAUUCAUCAAGCGGGUCGAGACCUUUCGUACCGGGAUUGCGCUGUCCAACACCGAGCUCCAAGUGCUACUCAAGGAAGUCAAACGACACAUCGUGGACCAGCAAAUACUCAUGGACUGCAACGGAUACCAAACAAGCCCUCAGGAAUUUCUCAACCACGCUUUCCACAUCGCCAACCAAGUCAAAUCCGACAUCCGGGACGCCGACAUCAUCAACUUCGCUACAUGGACUGGGAUCACGCCAACCUUUCGACGACUCGCCAACGUGGACACCGCCAACCGCCUUCUAGCUACCUGCGUCAUCAUGGAAGAUUCGCUUCGAUUCCGGCCGUCCCUCCUAGCUGCUACGGUGUUCUUCGUCUCAUGCCCUUUGGUAAGCGGGUACAUGGGAGCGGACGACAAGUUGAUGCGGAUUGCGACGGGGUAUUCGAGGGAGGAGGUGGAGGGGUCGGCUUGCUUUGGAUUUGUGACGACGGUAAAGCUGACGGCAGGACUGGAGGACUUCGAACUUGAGGACCAGCAACAACGGAACAUUCCAAGGGAGACGAAUCGCACGGACCAAGUUUUGAAGCUGUGGACACGGGGACUUGUGGAGAACAUCGACAUGGAGUGGUGGCUGAUGCAACGUCCAACGCUGGAGUUGCCAAAGGAGGAGGAGGCGAUGGUGCUGUACUCGAGGAUCGACAAGAAGAGGACGCUUGGAGUUUCAGAGGAUGACGAAGAGUUGGUAAGCAUGACGAGGAGGAUGAGGGAGUUGGAAGCGGAUUUGGACGACUUCGACAACGACGGAUUGGACGACGAGGGAUUGCCGGAUUGGAUUCCAGACUUGGACGACAGCUUCGACAACGACGGAUUGAACGACGAGGGAUUGCCGGAUUGGAUUCCCGACUUGGACGGACUUGGAGGAAUGGUGACGGUGGACACGGACGACGCGGCAACGAUCAACAACACCAAGGACACGGACGACUCGGCAACGAUCAACACCAAGGACAAGGACGACACGGCAACAAUCAACACCAAGGACACGGACGACACGGCAACGAUCAACACUGACAAGGACGACACCACAGGAGAGAAACAUGGACCGGCACCCCCAAGGAAACGAGCACCAAGAAGACCACGGGCACCGACAUUCCCCGCCUGGAGACGCAUCGGCAAACGACUCGAGCGCAUCUGAGUCGUCGGUUGGGACCCUUGUUGGCAAUGGACUUCGUCCGGUGGAGCGAAAUCGAAGUAGCAAACACUUGGUGCCCCAGGCCGAGUGAGUUGGUCAUGACGGCGGUGUCGCGGCGAGAGAGGGGCUUGCCCUACACACUUCACUGAGUCUGGGGGCUUCUCAGUGCUUGUGCGAUCCUCUCGUUCGUGGCUCCAUAGCGGUUGAAAGUCCGGGUGGCCUCCUACGGGAGCUUGACCAUCUUGAAUGACUGGCUUGGAUCGACACCUUCACGUGGUGCCAGUUGUUCUCGACUAAGAGCGAUCCACUUUCUUGUACGUACC
Messenger RNA from Fimicolochytrium jonesii, 2275 nucleotides. RefSeq lists its product as uncharacterized. The transcript has 2 exons. The record is from RefSeq and is a predicted model, not a curated record. Lineage: Eukaryota; Fungi; Chytridiomycota; Chytridiomycetes; Spizellomycetales; Powellomycetaceae. The coding region runs from base 87 to 1955 and encodes 622 amino acids.